Ascoidea rubescens DSM 1968 is the source of this 1182-nucleotide messenger RNA. RefSeq names its product fatty acid alpha-hydroxylase (gene SCS7). The coding region runs from base 1 to 1182 and encodes 393 amino acids. NCBI's taxonomy places the organism in Eukaryota, Fungi, Ascomycota, Saccharomycetes, Ascoideales, Ascoideaceae. The transcript has a single exon. Gene Ontology annotation, biological process: fatty acid metabolic process; lipid biosynthetic process. Gene Ontology annotation, cellular component: membrane; endoplasmic reticulum. The record is from RefSeq and is a predicted model, not a curated record. Gene Ontology annotation, molecular function: heme binding; fatty acid 2-hydroxylase activity; iron ion binding.
AUGUCCAAAAUCUUGCCUCUAAUCACUCUCUUUCAAUUAUCCACCCACAACAACAAAAAAAGCUGUUGGGUUUCUCUCUACCACAGAAAAAUAUACGAUGUCACCCAAUUUCUAGAUGAGCAUCCUGCUGGUUCGCAGCUUAUCCUCGAUUACGCUGGAAAAGAUGUAACCUCAAUCAUGUCUGAUAUCAUGUCUCAUGAGCACUCUGAAUCCUCUUACGAAAUCCUCGACGAAAACUAUCUAGUAGGCUAUUUGGCGACUCCAGAAGAACAAAAUCAACUACUUUCAAAUCCAAAUCAUCAUGUCGAAGUGAAACUAUCCGAUCCCAACCACCCUUCCUACAACUAUGUCUACGACUAUAGCACCUCCAACUGUAAUAGCGAUUUCGACUCAACUCAUUUCCAAGAACUACCAACCUACGACAAACUAUCCAUCCAAACCGACUACUCCUCUGACUACAAAAAACACAAGUUUCUCGACCUAAACAAACCUCUCUUGCUCCAAGUUCUCUAUGGCCACUUCAGCAAAGACUUUUAUCUCGACCAAGUCCACAGACCUCGUCACUAUGGUAAGGGUUCUGCCCCAUUGUUUGGCAACUUUCUAGAGCCUCUUUCUCUAACUCCCUGGUGGAUUGUGCCUACUCUCUGGCUUCCGGUCGAUUUCUAUAUACUCUCAAUUGCCCUCGCCAACCUACCUCUCUACUACUCUCUUUCCAUGUUCGCCCUAGGCUUGUUCAUCUGGACCCUCAUUGAAUACUGUAUGCACAGAUUUCUCUUCCAUCUCGACCACUAUCUCCCCAAUAACAGUCUCGCCUUCAUGAUCCACUUCCUUCUCCAUGGCGUUCACCACUUCUUACCCAUGGACAAGCAACGACUCGUCAUGCCCCCAACCCUAUUCGUUGCCCUCUGCUUCCCCUUCUACAAGCUAAUCUUUUCCAUUUUCCCCUACUACAUUGCCUGUGCAGCUUUCUCUGGUGGCUUUCUAGGCUACAUCAUCUACGAUGUCUGCCACUACUCUCUCCACCACGUUGGUCUUCCCAAAUACCUCCAGGAAUUGAAAAAGUACCAUUUAGAACACCACUACAAAAACUACGAACUUGGUUUUGGUGUCACAAGCAAAUUUUGGGACAAAAUCUUCAACACUGAACUCACCCCAAAUUCGGCUGUAGAAAAAAACAACUAA